Molecule: messenger RNA, 516 nt
Organism: Onychomys torridus (southern grasshopper mouse)
Lineage: Eukaryota; Metazoa; Chordata; Mammalia; Rodentia; Cricetidae
Gene: Eola2
Product: endothelium and lymphocyte associated ASCH domain 2
Exons: 2
Coding region: 1-516 (171 amino acids)
Source: RefSeq, a predicted model, not a curated record
AUGAAGUUUUCCUGCCUCUCCUUCCGGCAGCCCUAUGCUGGUUUCAUCUUAAAUGGUGUCAAGACUCUUGAGACUCGUUGGCGUCCCCUGUUGAGGAGCCAUCAGAAAUGUACCAUCGCCAUCCACAUUGCUCACCGGGACUGGGAAGAUGAUGCCUGGCAGGAGGUGCUGGUAGAGAGGUUGGGAAUGACCCUGGCACAGAUUCAGACCUUACUACAGGAAGGAGAAAAAUAUGGCAGAGGCGUGAUAGCUGGACUAGUUGACAUUGGAGAGACUUUGCAGUGUCCAGAAACCUUAGCUGCCGAUGAGGUUUUAGAACUGGAAACUCAAGCUGUGCUAACCAACCUGCGGCAGAAGUACUUGACUCCAAUGUCAAAUCCCAGAUGGUUACUAGAGCCAAUACCUAGAAAAGGGGGGAAGGAUGUAUUCCAGGUAGAUAUCCCAGAGCACCUGAUCCCUCUGGGGAAGGAGUGGAGCAGUGAAUGCACUAGAGAACAGUGUCAAGAAAACAAGUAA